Molecule: messenger RNA, 1885 nt
Organism: Rosa chinensis
Lineage: Eukaryota; Viridiplantae; Streptophyta; Magnoliopsida; Rosales; Rosaceae
Product: putative RING-type E3 ubiquitin transferase C3H69
Exons: 8
Coding region: 331-1422 (363 amino acids)
Biological process (GO): protein polyubiquitination
Molecular function (GO): metal ion binding; ubiquitin protein ligase activity
Source: RefSeq, a predicted model, not a curated record
UUCUGUCCAUAGGGGCAUUUCCGUGAUUCUAACCAAAACGGAUGGCGGUUUCGUCUCCUACAGCGACCGCCAAAAAAACCCUAGAUACUCCCAAUUUCGAGACUUUUCAUUCCCCUUGGCUUUUCCUUUUCGGUUUUCUUCGGAUUCAAUGAGUUAUUAGGGUUUCACGCGCCCCCUGAGGCCUCUUUAUUCCUCGCUCCGUCUCUUCCUUUCUCAUUCCCCUGAGCCAAGACAGCUUAGGGGUUCCCAAUUUUUUUUUUUUUUUUUGUUUUUUUUUUCUCUUGUUUUCUCCGAAAUAGCGGUGCUAUAUCUCUCGGUUUCUUGAUCGCCAUGGCCAAAAGGGUUCUUUGCAAGUUCUUUGCCCAUGGAGCCUGUUUAAAAGGGGAGCACUGCGAGUUUUCACAUGAUUGGAAGGAUCCAUCAAAUAAUAUAUGUACCUUUUAUCAGAAAGGAGCUUGUGCCUUUGGUAGUCGAUGCAGAUAUGAACAUGUUAAAGGUUCUCGGGCUCAGUCAUCUGGUUCGUCUUCAUCAGCAAAUUCUCAUCAAUCUCUGGCUUUUGAUUCUGCUCUUGCUCAUCCCUCAAGAACUGCAUCAAGUGGAGUUGCUUUAGUCCCGGGCACUCUUUCUGAGCUCUCUGCAUUUAGUAGUCCUUUCUUACCUCCCCCUAAACCUGCAUGGAGUGAUUCUCUGGAUGAUGGUGAUUUUGAUCACAAUGAGGAUGAUGAUGUGGGGGAGACUAGAAGUGCUAGACCAGCCGAUCGUGCUAUCUGUUCGUUUGCUGCAGCUGGAAAUUGUCCUCGUGGAGAAAAUUGUCCUCAUAUUCAUGGAGAUAUUUGCCCCAGUUGUGGAAAACAUUGUUUGCAUCCUUACAGACCUGUGGAAAGAGAGGAGCAUAUGAGGACGUGCGAGGAAAAGCACAAGCAACUUGAGGCAUUAAAGCGUAGUCAAGAAAUAGAAUGCAGUGUUUGCCUGGAACGUGUUCUUUCAAAGCCUACAGUUGCUGAACGAAAGUUUGGGAUACUCUCAGAAUGUGAUCACCCUUUUUGCAUAUCUUGUAUUCGAAACUGGCGCAGUAGCUCCCCAACUUCUGGUAUGGAUGUGAAUAGUGCGUUGAGAGCUUGCCCAAUAUGUCGGAAGCUGUCAUACUUUGUGAUUCCAAGUGUCAUAUGGUAUAACACAAAAGAAGAGAAAGAGGAAAUUGUUGACAGCUACAAGGCUCGCCUCAGUUCGAUUGAUUGCAAGCACUUUGAUUUUGGAAAUGGGAACUGCCCAUUUGGGACAAGCUGUUUUUAUAAGCAUGCAUACCGGGAUGGACGUCUAGAGGAAGUUGUGCUGCGUCACCUGGGAAAUGAAGAUGGUCAGACGGUGAUAGCUGCAAAUAUUAGGCUGUCAGACUUUCUUAGUGAUUUGCGCAUUAGGUGAAUAAAGUCGUCUGAUAUUCGAAUGAGUGUUGUGUGUAGCAAGAAGAUAUGUGCAGCUUUGAUGCUGGUUUUCAAUUGCUGCUAGUGGAGUACACCAGAUAUCUAUAAGAAUAUCUUGCUGGAGAAUGAGACCGGGUUUGCGGGAGAAGACAUGACGUGCUUGGUUGAUAUUUGACAACAUAAUUCAAAGAAUAAUAGUAAUAAUGGAAAUCCAGAUUAAAAAAAAAAAUAGUAAUUAUGGAAAGGAUGAGUUAUGUUGAGGAUUUGACAAUUAUAUACAUGCAUGUGUGGCUUCAAUAUUCUACAGGUUGGGUAUAGACAAUGAUUUUGAAUAAAGGAUGGGAUAUGGAUAGCAUGAGAAUACCAUACUUGUUGAGAACUGUAUAUAAAGGCAUACCGGCUUUGACGAUUUUUCAUCUUCGUUGACGGUUAUUUUUGAAAAUGAAACCAUGCUCUUAUAUUGA